AUGUCGGAGAGCGAAUACCGAAGCUCGAUUUCGGUGCGACCAACAUUCAAUAGAACUCUGCAUUCGCAGUCAACCGCCACCUAUGGAAGUACUAUUUCUUCCGGAACUAGCCGUACUCUCAAGAUCACUGAAAUUGGUGGCUCAACUUUGACAUCUGGAAUGUCACCAUUCGGUGGUCAUGCUGCUUCGGCUAUCCGUGAGUCUCGUACUCGCGAGAAAAAAGAAAUGAGCGAACUGAACGAUCGUUUGGCUAGCUAUAUCGAGAAAGUCCGCUUCUUGGAAGCCCAAAACCGCAAGAUGGAAAAAGACUUGGAUCUCCUCCGUGGAAAGUGGGGACACGACUCCACCAGUGUCAAAGUCAUGUUUGAAACUGAGCUUCGGACCGCCAAGGAACUGAUUGCCGACUCUGACAAGGAAAGAGCCCAGUUGGAAGAUCAGAUCCGUAAGCUCACUGAAGAACUGAACAACUAUAGAAACAAGAUGCACGAGGCGGAGAGAGGAGCUGAUGUUACACGCAAAGAGUUGGACAACGUUCUUGGAAAACUUGGAGCCUUGGAAGCCGAGAUUGAGUUGCUGAAGAGAAGAAUCUCAUUGAUGGAAGAUACCAUUGCGUACUUGAAAAGAGAGAAUCACAAAAUGAUGGAUAACCUCCAUCAUUCAAGAAAUGCCGUUGAACAAGAGACUUUGAACCGUAUCGACUACCAAAACCAAGUGCAAACUCUUCUUGAAGAGUGCGAUUUCAUCAAACGCAUUCAUGAUUCUGAAAUCCACGACCUUCUUGCCAUGGCUUCUCGUGACACCACUGUUGAAAACCGCGAAUACUUCAAGAACGAAUUGUCUUCCGCCAUUCGUGACAUCAGAAGCGAAUAUGAUCAUGUAAACAAUACCCACCGUACUGACAUCGAGUCGUGGUACAAACUCAAGGUCCAGGAGAUUCAUACUCAAGCAUCACGUAAUAGCUUGGAGCAGAAUUAUGCUCGCGAAGAAGUCAAGAGACUUCGCACCACACUUGGAGACAUGCGUGGCAAGAUGGCAGAUUUGGAAGGAAGAGUUAGUUCUCACAAAAAUUUACAAAAUCAAAUAAAAAACGGCCAAUUUCAGAAUCUACUCCUGGAGAAACAAGUUGAAGACCUCAACUACCAAAUGGAAGAGGAUAUGAGAACUUAUGAGCAAUCGCUGAAUGAUAAGGACUCGUCGAUCAACAAACUCCGUGAUGAGAGCAAGAUUCUGAUGGUUGAACUUCAAAUGUUGAUUGAUACCAAACAGACCCUGGAUGCUGAAAUUGUGAUCUACCGUAAGAUGCUAGACGGAGAAGAGAAUCGUGCAGGUCUCCGACAAUUAGUUGAACAAGUCGUCAAAACUACAUCUAUCCACCAAACUAAAGAAAUUGAGAGCCUUCGAGUACUCAAAGGAGAAACUACCAGCCACUCUUCGUAUUCCAGAUCUGCCAAAGGAAAUGUGUCUAUUCAGAAUUUCAAUUUUCAGGAGGUUGAACCAACUGGAAAGUUUAUCAUUCUGGAGAACAUUGCCAGACGCGACGAGAACAUUGGUGACUGGAAAUUGCGUCGCAAGAUAGCUGGAAAGCGUGAAAUCGUCUACACCUUCCCUCGCGAAUUCGUUCUACGUGCUCAGAAGAAUGUGAAGAUUUUUGCUCGCGGUCAAGGAAUCCACUCGCCACCAGAUAGUCUUGUGUUUGACCUCGAAGACUCGUUUGGUACCGGAAACGACGUCGUGACUACUCUUUAUAACAAAGAGGGAGAGGAACGCGCUUCUCACAGUCAACGCGCAUCACACAAUUGA
Molecule: messenger RNA, 1800 nt
Organism: Caenorhabditis briggsae
Lineage: Eukaryota; Metazoa; Nematoda; Chromadorea; Rhabditida; Rhabditidae
Gene: Cbr-ifa-4
Product: Protein CBR-IFA-4
Exons: 8
Coding region: 1-1800 (599 amino acids)
Source: RefSeq, a predicted model, not a curated record